Molecule: messenger RNA, 329 nt
Organism: Staurois parvus
Lineage: Eukaryota; Metazoa; Chordata; Amphibia; Anura; Ranidae
Source: the annotation of a GenBank genome assembly
CAGUGGAGGGAUUGGCAGAGAGGGGUGGAGGUCAGUGAAUGGAGGCCAAUGGAGGGAUUGGCAGAGAGGGGUGGAGGUCAGUGAAUGGAGGCCAGUGGAGGGAGUGGCAGAGAGGGGUGGAGAACACUGAAUGGAGGUCAGUGGAGGGGUUGGCAGAGAGGGGUAGCAGACACUGAACGGUUGGUAAGGUGGAUGAGCCUGGCAGCAGUAUCCAUGAUGGACUGGAGGGGGAGUGGCCUGUGUAAAGGUAAACCAAUGAGGAGGGAGUAGCAGUCGUCGAGGCGAGAGAUGAAUUAGCUGAGGUGGCAGGAUUUGGACAGGGAUUGGAG